Hermetia illucens (black soldier fly) is the source of this 1289-nucleotide messenger RNA. Its product is annotated as delta-aminolevulinic acid dehydratase. The record is from RefSeq and is a predicted model, not a curated record. Lineage: Eukaryota; Metazoa; Arthropoda; Insecta; Diptera; Stratiomyidae. Gene Ontology annotation, cellular component: cytosol. Bases 199 to 1188 code for a protein of 329 amino acids. Gene Ontology annotation, biological process: heme biosynthetic process. The transcript has 5 exons. Gene Ontology annotation, molecular function: zinc ion binding; porphobilinogen synthase activity.
UGUCAACUCAUCAUUACUCGGCACUCCCGCUUUCACUUGCCGGUCCAAAACAUUCACUUCCAAGUUGAUUUGGGAAAUUCUACGUCAAAUCGCAUCGCGCCACAGUCCAGGUUCUCACGUACUCGGAAGUGUCUUAUGAGUUUUCACAUUUUCGUCAUUCCUGAAGUUGUCGACGUCAAAUAAAUAAACAUUCGUGCGAUGGCGACCAAGUUGCAUGGCGGCUUCUUCCACUCGACUUUGAGGAAACUCCAAGAGCAAAAUGUCCAGAUUCACCCUCAUAACUUGAUGUAUCCAUUGUUUCUAGUGGAAAAUGACGACGCGGUGCAGCCCAUACCGAGCAUGCCCCGUAUUUCCCGGCUUGGUAUCAACGAAGCGAAGAAACAUUUGGAACCACUUGUUGCUGAUGGCCUGGAGUCGAUCCUUCUGUUUGGAGUUAUCGAGACUCUGCCCAAGGAUUCCAAUGGGUCCUCAGCCGAUUCAAAAGAAAAUCCAGUUAUCCGUGCAUUACCAAAACUGAGAGAGUGGUUUCCAAAUUUGCUAAUAGCGUGUGAUGUUUGCCUAUGUCCUUACACAGACCACGGUCACUGUGGCAUAAUGAAUGAGACUGGCAUUGACAACGAGGCCAGCAUUCGUCGACUAGCUGACAUAUCAAUUUCUUAUGCAUUGGCUGGUGCACAUAUUGUAGCCCCAUCCGAUAUGAUGGACAACCGAAUAGGAGCCAUCAAACAAGCUUUGAUAUCUCAUGGUCUGGAGAAAAAAGUGUCAUUACUUUCUUAUGCUGUGAAAUUCGCAUCGAGUUUCUAUGGUCCUUUUAGAGAUGCAGCGAAAUCGGCACCGUCUUUUGGUGAUCGGCGGUGUUAUCAAUUGCCCUCUGGAUCAAAAGGCCUUGCGGCUAGAGCGGCGCAACGGGACGUGGAGGAAGGUGCUGAUAUGCUCAUGGUGAAACCUGGUUUGCCAUAUUUGGAUAUUGUCCGCCAAACGAAGGAUAUGUUCCCGAAUUUUCCAUUGUUCGUUUAUCAUGUUUCUGGUGAAUAUGCGAUGCUUCAUCACGCGGCAGCCAAUGGUGCAUUAAAUUUCGAAGCAGCUUUGAAGGAAGUCCUAACAUCAAUGAGACGUGCUGGUGCAGAUUGUAUCAUCACCUACUACACUCCCCAGAUUCUGGCAUUGAUUAAAGCGAAAUCAUUGUAACUACCCUUUAAGCACCACUAGCAACUAGUAACAGUGAAAGCAUUCUCGGGGGUUGUAUUUACUCCCGUUUAGUUCUAAAUAAAGUCAUGCUCAUAAACAUA